AUGCAGCAAGACCCACAGGUGACACUGGCCCUCGUGUCAGUGGCCGUUACCUUCCUGGUCAUCAUCGUCAGCUCCGCCAAGCAGAAGAAGAUUGCUCUGCAGCCGGAGGUGUAUGCUCCUUUCCGGCUGCAGGAGAAGGUGGAGCUCUCGCACGACACCAGGAUGUUCCGGUUCGCGCUGCAGAGCCCGAAGCACGUGCUUGGGCUCCCCAUCGGGCAGCACGUGUCGAUGAAGUUCGUCGACGCUGAUGGAAAGAUUGUCACCAGGUCGUACACGCCGACAAGCUCCGACAUCAACCUUGGCCACGUAGACUUUGUGAUCAAGGUGUACCGGCCGAAUGAGCACCCCAAGUUCCCGGACGGGGGAAAAAUGUCGAUGCACUUGGAAAGGCUCAAGAUCGGGGACACUGUGGACAUGCGAGGACCGAAGGGAAACCUGACAUAUUUGGGGACCGGAAACUUCAGCAUAAGGCGCCGGGACGACCGCCAGGUACGGAAGCUCGGCAUGAUGGCCGGGGGCACGGGCAUCACCCCGAUGCUGCAAGUCAUCUCUGCGAUCAUGAGGGAAGGCAGCACCGGCUUGGUGGAGAUGAGCCUUAUUUUCGCCAACAAGUCGGAGGACGACAUCUUGCUGCGGGACAUGAUCGAGAAGCUGGCGGCUAGUAACCCCAACUUCAAGUUCCACUACACGCUCGACACCGUUCCGGAGGGGUGGGCGCACAGCCAGGGUUUCAUUAGCAAGGAGAUGGUGGAGAAGCACAUGCCCCCACCUGGGGCGGACACCCUCAUUCUCAUGUGCGGCCCCCCGCCGAUGCUCAAGUUCGCCUGCGUACCCGCGUUGGAAGCGUUAGGGUUCUCGGAAGACAUGCACUUCUCUUUUUAAUUGUUGCCUAGUAAGGGUGGUCGCAAAUAAAGUUGUGGAGUAUUCAUAUGUGUUUGUUGGAAUUUGUUUUGCGAAGGUCCUCAGGCCGUACCCUUUUUAUUUUUCUCGUCGAGUUUCGACUUCGUCGUGCAUUCUCUCUCGAGAGGGGGGGGGGUUGGCAUAGUCCUAGGUUUUUGUAUGUGUUCCAUGUUUUUUGUUCUAGACAACUGUAAGUGCCCAAACAUCGGCAGAACCUAGAAUGCUGGCUGGAACGCUAUUCGGGACGACCAUUUUUGCUCGUACACCCCUGCAGUGACAGAAGGCACUGCUGCAGUGCCGAAUAGCAUUGGUUGAUGGUGGCGGAAGUGCCCUGAUUGGUUGGUUGGACUUUCGUGAGGGUUGA
Ectocarpus siliculosus is the source of this 1264-nucleotide messenger RNA. Lineage: Eukaryota; Phaeophyceae; Ectocarpales; Ectocarpaceae. The record is from the annotation of a GenBank genome assembly.